Messenger RNA from Anolis sagrei ordinatus, 2539 nucleotides. Its product is annotated as zinc finger and SCAN domain-containing protein 16-like. Gene Ontology annotation, molecular function: DNA-binding transcription factor activity; RNA polymerase II cis-regulatory region sequence-specific DNA binding. NCBI's taxonomy places the organism in Eukaryota, Metazoa, Chordata, Lepidosauria, Squamata, Anolidae. The record is from RefSeq and is a predicted model, not a curated record. Gene Ontology annotation, biological process: regulation of transcription by RNA polymerase II.
GCCGCCCUUCCCAGCCUUUGCAGCUCCGCCAUUGAAUCCCAGGCGAAGAGGCGGGGAAGCAUCGCUACCCUUUCGCAGCCUUGCAAACGGGCCAUCCCGGCGCAUCCCCACGAAACCGGGCUGAAUCCCGCCUCGACGAAGAAGGCCUGGCUCCGAAAAAGUCUGGCGGAUUAAUCAGAAGAGAAAAGAAGGAUCAUAAAGGACUAGAACAGAAAGAGGAGAAGGUUAAGAAGAACCCACCAGGACAGCUUCAACCUGAGGAUUUAUGGCUGACCGGCUAGGAUGGCGGGCACCUCAAGAGACCAAAGGGCAACUGGGCAACGGGACGCAACAGCACUGGGAAUCCCAAUGGCAGGAGUUCUUGAAGACUAUGCAGCCCGUUCACACCGGAGAGGAGAAUAUUGUCACCUCGGAGGCCGUCCCGUGGGACGAUGGCAAAGCCUUCCUGGCCUCCUUCGAGCAAGUAGCCAAAGCCUGUCGGUGGCCAAAGGAAGAGUGGGCGGCCCGGCUGUUGCCCGCUUUGAGUGGAGAAGCAGAGCAGGCCUUCCGGAGCCUGGAAACCAGAGAUAGGGAGGAUUAUUGGAAAGUCAAGGUGGCCAUCUUGCGAGCGGAGGCCCUGAAAAUGGAGGCACAGCGUCAGCACUUCCGGCAGUUCUGCUGCCAGGAGGUUGAAGACCCUCGAGGGAUUUACGCCCAGCUCCAGGAGCUUUGCAGUCGGUGGCUGAAGCCGGAGAGACGCAGCAAAGAGCAGAUCCUGGAGCUGCUCAUUCUGGAGCAGUUCCUGGCCAGUCUUCCCCAAGACCUCCAAGCCUGGAUCCGAGCCGGAGGACCGGACAGUUGUUCUCAGGCCGUGGCCCUUGUGGAGGAUUUCAUGAUGAGCCAGCAAGUGGAUGAAACGGGAAAGUGGCAGCAGGUACCGGUGAACCUCAAGGAGACAGGUAUGUCUUUGCACGUGCUGGAUGAGACCCAGACGCAGCCUGAACAACAGACCAUGUUUUGGCAAGUUCUGCAGGAGGACGCUGGGAGCCGACCUGCUUCAGGUGAGAAGAGAAUUCUGGUCAAGACAGAGGAGCGUGGCUUAGGGGACAUUCAUGUCAAGUUGGCAGAAGAACCUGCAGGAAACCUGCUUGUGGCAACUGAUAUUCCUGGUGAUAGGAAGGAACUUAAGCUCAAAGUAGGAAAUCCUUACCGUGCAGGAGAUCAGCCGGAGGAAAUAUCUCAGGCGAUCCCAUGUAUAAUCGAGAGCGAUGCGCCGAUGACAACAGAGGUCGAAGAACCGAGGUGUACUUCCAGAAAGCAGCAGUGGAGGAAACCAGUGAAUGGGAACCACGAGUCCAUUCUCCCAGGUGCCAGGAGUGAGAUUUUGGAGCAUCCCCGAUCCAAAACACCCCUGGCCUCCAAAUAUGGGAGACGAAUCGAAUGCCCCGAUUGUCGGAAAACCUUUUCCUCGACAAAAAUCCUCAAGAUCCACCGGCGGAUUCACACGGGCGAGAGGCCGCACGAGUGUUCCCAUUGUGGGGAGCGUUUCACCCAACACGGGCACCUGCGACGCCACCAGAGGCGGCACACGGGAGAGAGUCCCUAUGAAUGCCCCGAAUGCGGGAAGAGCUUUUCGCGGAGAGACACCUUGCUUGAGCACCAAAGGAUCCAUACUGGGGAGAGGCCCUACAAGUGCGCCUACUGCGGAAAGGGCUUCUCCAAGAGUAUCACUCUGAAGCGCCACCAGAUACUUCACAUCGAGGAGGCCUAUUUUGGACGUCUCCAAUAUGGAGAACACUUUGGUCACAUGGGCGAAUUGGUUAGCCAACACAGAAUGCACAUUGCACAUUAACUGUGUUCCAUCCUGCAGUUUUCGGUUUCAAUUGCCUUUUUGCAAAUCUGGUGCUGAACAGCUCUUCUCCUGGAACAUGAAUUCAUCUAUCAACUAUCGGCAAAUAGUAUAGAUUUCAGAGCAAUAAGGAAAUGUUUGGUGCUGAAUAUAGGUGUCAUUCCACUCUAAGACUUCAAUCUGUGCCAAACAUUGAUGGCUAUAAGACAGUGAUUCACAACCUUUUUUUGACCAGGGACCACUUGACCAAGGACCAUUUGAACCGGGACCACUCUGCAACAUUAGUACCAAAAUCAGUUUUUGGUCAACUUUAAAUUCAGUUUGGUUAUUUGUAAUGUUGAUUCAGAAAAUUGCAUUAGAUAGACCACAUCAGCUUGAGCUUCUGAUAGAGAACAUAUGCCAUCCAGAUGCUUGUGUGUUCUUAAGAUGUAAAGUACACAUCUGUGUUUUGGAUGGAUUAGGAAUCAGCUUUUUUUAUUUAUCAUGUCAAGAGCAGACCAAACAGUUGUAUUGCAUUCUUUAACAAACAAACAAACAAACCACAAGGUUUGCAAGCUUGGUAGUUGAUUAAAUGUCCUUUGACCAGUAUCUGGCCACUUAGAGUGCCUCUGGUGUUGCCGCAAGAAGGUCCUCCAUUGUGCAUGUGGCAGGGCUCAGGUUGCAUUGCAGCAGGUGGACAGUGGUUUGCUCUUCUCCACACUCGCAUGUCGU